AUGGCUGCGACUCUUUCCUCCUCGGCAUCCGCCACCCUUCGCUCCCUCUCUAUCCCAGAGGGAAGCACAUUCUCCUCUUCCUCCCGGACGGCAAUCCCUGGGUUUUCCGGCCUCAAGGCCCAGAAGGCCCUUUCCGCCUCUGCUCAAACAUGCACCUGCAUGACGUGCGCGAAAUGCGGUAACCGUCUCACAGGCGUCGUCGCCAUGGCCAGCGGCGACAACCAGUUCGCGAGCGUCUCCCAGUCCACCGCCGCUCCCGCCGCUCCUGCCGCCACCGCCCUCCUCCCCGCCAUCGUCGGCGCCGGCGCUCUGGGCGCCGCGACCUACGUCGCCGUGAAGAAGCUCACCGCGUCUCCCGCCGCCGCUCCCGCCGCACCCGCCCCCUCCUCUCCUGCGGUCACCAGCGUGCCGCCCAGCGGCAUCGUGCCCCGCGCGAAGCACGCGGCGGCGUCGGCGCUGUCGACGAUGGCGACGACGUUCCCGUCGGCGAUGCAGGAGGAGGCGUUCCUGAAGGCCGUGGCGGUGGAGCUGGCGAAGCUGGGGUUCCGCAAGGACAACGGCAUUGCGCUGGUGAACACGUGCCGCGACGAGGUGUGCCGGCCCGUGGUGAGCAUCAUCGACCGCGAGUUCGGGCUGAGCUUCAACAUCUCGGGGCUGGGCGGGCUCGUCAACUGCGGCAAGGUCGGCUUCGGAGCCGCCAUGAGCCACUCGCCCGAGUUCCCCUGCGACGUCGACGGCAACCUCAAGGAGCGAUACAUCUUCUUUGCGUUCCCGCACGUGUCCAUCGGCGAGUCGGGCGAGGUGGGGUCGCUGCUGCGUCGCGGUCGCGGCAAGGCGUCGAGCGCGUGCGGAGCGUUGAUCGCCAUCAACAACGACAUCAACAACGGCGUGGCGCCCAGCAUGGAUAGCGACGACCCCGAGUACACGCUGCUGCGCAAGAAGAUCAUGACUAAGGUGUCACCGGGCGGCAACCAGUCGCUGGUGGACGUGACGCGCGCGGCGCUGGCGGCGAUCAACGAGGACUUGGAGAAGCUCAUCUCGCUCACGGUGAACCCCGCCACGGCGGACUACGCCGUGAUCACGGGCGUGCAGAUCCACUCGGGCGACCAGAUUCCCGGCCAGCCCUUCCGCAUCGAGCGCACCUGCGACUACAUCGCGCCCGACAAGAUCGCUUUGCCCACCUCGCGACCCUCGCCCAUCGCCCGACGCCCUCGCCGCCUAGCCGACCGUCGACCUCGCUUCCCUCGCCCAUCGCUCUCGCUUCCCCCGCCAGUCGCUCUCGCUUUCCCCGCCUACCACCCUCGCGGAAGCCCGUCCCCCUCGCCGCUUCCCCGCCCGCCGCCCUCGCUUCCGCCCGUCGCCCUCGCAUCUGCCCGUCACCCGCCCUUCCGCCCGCCGUCCAUCCUUCCCCUCGUCGCGCUCCCUUCCGCCCGUCGCCCUCCCUUCUUCUCGUCGCCCUCCCGUCCUCCCGUUGCCUUCCCUUCCGCCCUCCGCCCUUCCUUCCCCUCGUCGCGCUCCCUUCCGCCCGUUGCCCCCCUUCGUCUCGUCGCCCUCCCUGCCGCUCGUCGCCCUCCCUCCCGCGAGUCCCCUCGCAAUCCCCGUCUAUCUAUCUCCCCCGUCGCCCUCGGUUUCCCCGCCGCCCUCCCAUCCACUCCUCGUUGCCCUCGCCAUCCCUCCCUUCUCCCUUCUCAUCUCGCACACUUGUCACCCCCCCUUUCCAACCCGCACAUACACCCUUCCCUCUCCCCAAUAAUCGCCUUUCACCCCCACACUGCUUACCUCUCUCCCUCUUCCCCCCAUCAAUUGCCCUGCUCCCCACCGUCCUCCCCCCAGCUCUCUCCCCGGCAUCUCUCCCGCUCCCCACGUCCUCUUCCCUGUUUCCCCGUAUCCCCUGCAAUGCUUCCCCCCAUCUUCUUCCCUGUUUCGCCGUAUCCCCUGCGCUGCUUCCCCCCAUUCUCUGACUUGCUUCCCCCCAUCUCUUUCCCUGCUCCCCCCCGUCCACUCCCCUGCCUCCCCCCAUCCCCGUCCCUGCUUUCCCCCAUCCCCUUUCCUGCUUCCCCCCGUCCCCUCCCCUGCCUCCCCCCAUCCCCUUCCCUGCUUUCCCCCAACCCCUUCCCUGCUUCCCCCCAUCCCCUUCCCUGCUUCCCCCCAUCCCGUUCCCUGCUUCCCCCCAUCCCCUUCCCUGUUUCCCCCCAUCCCCUUCCCUGCUUCCCCCCAUCCCCUUCCCUGUUCCCCCCAUCCCCUUCCCUGCUUCCCCCCAUCCCCUUCCCUGCUUCCCCCCAUCCCCUUCCCUGCUUCCCCCCAUCCCCUUCCCUGCUUCCCCCCAUCCCCUUCCCUGUUUCCCCCCAUCCCCUUCCCUGCUUCCCCCCAUCCCCUUCCCUGCUUCCCCCCAUCCCCUUCCCUGCUUCCCCCCAACCCCUUCCCUGCUCCCCCCCAUCCCCUUCCCUGCAUCCCCCCAACCCCUUCCCUGUUUCCCCCAUCCCCUUCCCUGCUUCCCCCCAUCCCCUUCCCUGUUUCCCCCCAUCCCCCUCCCUGCUUCCCCCCAUCCCCUUCCCUGCUUCCCCCCAUCCCCUUCCCUGCUUCCCCCCAUCCCCUUCCCUGCUUCCCCCCAUCCCCUUCCCUGUUUCCCCCCAUCCCCUUCCCUGCUUCCCCCCAUCCCCUUCCCUGCUUCCCCCCAUCCCCUUCCCUGCAUCCCCCCAACCCCUUCCCUGCUUCCCCCCAUCCCCUUCCCUGCUUCCCCCCAUCCCCUUCCCUGCUUCCCCCCAACCCCUUCCCUGCUGUCGACCUCUCUUUCCCCCUCCCGUCAACCUCGUCUUUGUUAAGGUUUGCUCGCUCUGUUUCACCCUUGCUCACUCUGUUUCACCCUUGCUCACUCUGUUUCACCCUUUCUCGCUCUGUUUCACCACUGCUCCCCAACCCCCUUCUCUUCUCACUCUCUUCCCCCUUGCUCCCUCUCUUCACUUCUGCUCACUCUGUUUCCCACUGCUUCCUCUCUUCCCCCCUUCUCACUCUGUCCCCCGCUGCUUCUUCUCUUCCCUUCUGCUCACUCCUUUUACUGUCUUUUCCCCUUCACUCACCCCCCCCUCCCCCAAUGCAGGGUACAGAAAGGGAGGAAGGGAGGAAGGAUGGGGUGUGGAGGAGAUGGGGUGGGGCGGAGUUGGUGGAAUGGGGAGUGGGGUGGGGCGGAGAUGGGGUGUGGAGGAGAUGGGAAGCACGGCGGGAGUGGCGGGGCGAGUGGAAAGGGACGGGAGGGACGGGGAGAUGAGGGAUGGGGAGAUGAGGGAUGGGGAGACGAGGGAUGGGGAGAUGAGGGAUGGGAGGAUGAGGGAUGGGGAGAUGAGCGACGGUAAGAUGAGAGACUGGGAGUUGUGGGAUGGGGAGGGAAGGGAGUGGGAGGCGGGGAUGGGGAGGUGUGGGAUGGGGAGGGAAGGGAGUGGGAGGCGGGGAUGGGGAGGUGUGGGAUGGGGAGGGAAGGGAGUGGGAGGCGGGGAUGGGGAGGUGUGGGAUGGGGAGGGAAGGGAGUGGGAGGCGGGGAUGGGGAGGUGUGGGAUGGGGAGGGAAGGGAGUGGGAGGCGGGGAUGGGGAGGUGAGGUAUUAGAUAUGAGGGAUGGGGAGGAGAGGGAUGGGGAGACGAGGGAUGGGGAGACGAGGGAUGGGGAGAUUAGUGAUGGGGAGAUGAGGGACGGGGAGAUGAGGGAUGGGGAGAUGAGGGACGGGGAGAUGAGGGAUGGGGAGAUGAGGGACGGGGAGAUGAGGGAUGGGGAGAUGAACGCGUAUGCGACGGGAGCGAGGAAUGCCUUCUCGGUCGAGGGGAGGGUGCGUGCGUGUGUGACGGCAGGGAGAUGA
Molecule: messenger RNA, 3846 nt
Organism: Closterium sp. Naga37s-1
Lineage: Eukaryota; Viridiplantae; Streptophyta; Zygnematophyceae; Desmidiales; Closteriaceae
Source: the annotation of a GenBank genome assembly